UUGGCGGAUUCCAAACCCAAACACUAAACCGUAUUUUAAUUACUUCCCUUUGAGUUCCGUUUCCUUUUGCUCCAACUUCCAACGACACACCACACACACUCUCUCUUCCUAAACUCGGAUCCAACAAGACCAUAAGAAGAAGUUAAAACGGUUUGUCUUCAAAAGCACAAAAAAUUCAAAACAUGGGAAGAUCUUCAGCUUCUUCUUGUCUUCGUAUCAUUGCUUGCGCCGGCGGUGACGAUGCAACCGAACCUACAACGAACAAGAGCUCGCGUGGAUGGAGUUUCAGGAAGAGAUCUGGGAAAAAUAGAGGGUUGAUAACUAGUGUUGUCUCUGAUACAACUCCUGCUUCUAGGACUAGAGAGACUCUUGAAUCUGCUCUCCUCAACUCUCCUUCUCCUGACAAUAACAUUGUCUCUGAGAAGCACACUUUCUCUGUUGAUGUUGAUGAUGAGAAGAAGAAGAGCCAGUUACCUGUUACCUAUGUCGCUGAACCUGUUGAUGAGAAGACAAAACAAUCCGCUGAGGACAAAACAGCUGAGUUUCCUCUUCUUGUGGAAUCGAAAGGGACUGAAACUGAGGAGGAUGGUUUGGUUGGAACUGAACUGGAAGCUAAGUUGGAAGGAACAAAUGCUGCUGAUGCAAUCCUGAGAGAGAAAGACACUACUCCCGAGGUUGAAAUUGUUAGUAAUGUUGAGCCAGAAGUAUCUGAAGCCGAAGAAGUGAUCAUUACAAGAAAAGAAAGUGAUGAUGGAGUUGAUGAGAAAAUUGAUGAUUCUGUUAUCAUUAUCAUCCAAGCUGCCAUACGUGGCUUUUUGGCGCGAAAAGAGCUUUUGAGGCGCAAGAAAGUUGUUAAACUUCAAGCUGCAGUUCGUGGCCACCUCGUUAGGAACCAGGCGAUGGGAUCACUGCGCUGUGUUCAAGCUAUUGUCAAAAUGCAGACGAUGGUCCGUGCUCGUCAUUCCACCAAAGAUGGUAGCCGUGUUUCUGCAAUCUCGGAUAAGGUGGAAACAAAUGCAGCAACACAAAAACUUCUUGAAAACAAGUUUGCUAAACAUCUAAUGGAGUCAACUCCCAAGACGAAGCCUAUUAGCAUUAAAUGUGAUCCGACGAAACCUAGUUCUGCUUGGAGCUGGUUGGAGAGGUGGAUGUCUGUUUCAAAGCCUGAGGAUACUCCAAAUUCAGUUAUGGUGACGGAAGAGCGACAGUUGGAAGAAACCAAUAAUGUCAAAGAAUCAGCUCAAGUUGACGUGGUGAACUCUGACUCAACCUUGGAGAUUGAAGCUGAAACUGGUCUCUCAAGCUAUGAAGCAAGUAAGGUAGCAGCUCAUCAUGUUGAGCUAUCUGAGACACAGAAAAUGAGCCAAUAUGAUUCAUCAGAAGCAUCUGCAGAGGUUGUCCAUGACUUGAUCCAGUCUCAUCCACUUGCUGCAAAGGAUCCAGAGGCUUUGCUGGAAGAGGAUGAGAAUGUGGAUGAUCAGCCUAAAGCUUCUUUGAAGCGUAAGGCAAGCAAUCCUUCAUUCAUUGCCGCGCAGUCGAAAUUUGAGGAACUUACUGCAUCUACUGGUUCCAGCAAAGCAAUGGUGCUUUCGUCUAAAGAUGGUGAUGAAGGCAAAAGAGAUGUAGAUUUAUCAGAGGCUAACACUACAAACACGAAGAAGGAUCAGUCUCUGGAAGAUGUUGCUCUCAGUGGAUCUGAGUGUGGCACCGAACUCUCUGUAACUUCUUCCCUUGAUUCACUUGACAAGAAGUCAGACAUUGAGGGUGCAGAGACCAAGGUUGAAUCUAAGCUUCUAGAGAAUGGUACUCCCAAAACAGACCAAGCAGAGUUGAUAGAAAUUGAUGUGAAAGUUGAAACUCCAUUGGCUACUGUUGAGGACCGUAAGGAGAAUGAAGUUGAGGUUUCAGUAAUACAGCAUGAAUCAGUUAUUACUAGUACACCGGAUUCCAAAAAGAGACCUGCAGAAGAUGGAUCAGGGCUUCAAGCUCUAACUCCGAUGUCAGUCACCGAAUCUCAGGCAACACCUGCAAGUCAAGCAUCGUCUUCAGUGAAAGCAAGAAAGGAAAAAUCCGGAAAGAGUGGUUCAAGCCAAAAGAGGAAAGUUAGCAAGAAAAUAACAACUCCCAAACAGGAAACUGGUAACGGUGAGGGUAAGAAUACUAGAGAACACGAAGAAGGGAAAGAACAGAAAAGCGGGAGGAGAAACUCUUUUGGUAAUGAUCAAGAAGCAAGAGAGAGCAGCGGAGGCAAGAACUCUCUUCCCAGGUUCAUGCAGCCAACACAGUCGGCAAAACUUAAAGUACAAGAACAUAACUCACCAAGAUCAAGCCCUGAUCUUCAGGAAAGAGACGUUUCCAUCAAGAAGAGACAUUCAUUGCCUGUUGGUGCCAAUGGGAAACAAGGUUCAUCUCCUAGAAUCCAACGGUCUGCGUCUCAAGCACAACCGGGAACAAAGGAUAGAAAAUGGCAGAGAUGAAGCUGAACGGAGUGAAAUGGGAGAAGGAAAAUGUUAGGGGAGUGUUUGAUGAUUUGAUAUGUUUGUUUUCAGACGAUCCUUGACUUCAGACAACCUAAGUGACAGAUGAAGAAACAGAAUGGAGAAGGAUAGUCUUUUGUACAGAAUCGUUUUUUUUUUCUUAUUUCAAAUGUUUUACUUGUGUGGCUGUUGGAUUAUUUGGUUUGGUGUUAUUUUUUUAUUGGGACAUAACCUGCGCAACUGAAAAUCGUGCUAUAG
This is a messenger RNA of Eruca vesicaria subsp. sativa (arugula), 2735 nucleotides long. The record is from the annotation of a GenBank genome assembly. Lineage: Eukaryota; Viridiplantae; Streptophyta; Magnoliopsida; Brassicales; Brassicaceae.